AUGCUGGGGAUCAUCCUUUUUUCUCUAUUCAUCAGUUAUACUGCCUACCUAGGUCUCUGUUUCCUUCGACACUGGAGUCUUGCGCGGAAGAUCGGAUUGCCAUACGUCUCAUUUCCUAUCUCGUCGCAUAAUAUAUUGUUCUUAUCUCUUUUCGAGACUCGGUUCGUUCCAUAUGUGAUCAACACGUGGCUCUCACCCAAGUUGGCCGAUUUUAUCUAUGGUAGCGCCUUCAAAACGCGCUGGGCAGCAAGAGACCGUCUCCACAGGAGGUAUGGGGGAGUUUAUAUGCUUAUUACCCCAUCCGUAUCAACUUGCAUGGUGUGCGACGCCUCAGUAGCCUCUCAGAUCUGCAUGUCUCGUCAUGGUUUCCCAAAGCCCAUCAAACAAUAUGGGGCUCUGGAGAUGUAUGGUCCCAACAUUGUCACAGUAAGGUGUCCGAACGUGUUCAGAGUCUCAGCUAAUGUAUCACAGUCUGAAGGCUCUCAAUGGGCACAUCUGCGUCGACAUACAGCGACACCGUUCAAUGAGAGAAAUAGCGCCUUGGUUUGGGAGGAAACAAUUCGCCAGACCAAAGAAAUGGUGCAAUAUUGGGAGGACGAGUACUCUCGAAGCUCUUCAGCGUCCGAAUUUAUUCUGACAGACACUAGAGAGGAUAUCUUAAAAUUCACUCUCAAUAUUAUCUGCAGUGUUGGAUACGGAGUGAAGCUUCCGUUCAGACCCGGCCUUGAAAAUUCGACUGAAAGUGCUGAAGGCUUGUUCAAAGAUGCCAUAACACCUUUACCAGGCUACCACUUCACAUUCCGCUCUGCGAUGGAGUACUUGAAUAAGCAUAUCACCUCGAUGUUCAUAGCUAAUGGCCUCCUUCCCAAAGGUAUCCCACGGUCCGUACUGCCAUUUUUCAAGAAAGACUUUGAUGCGUUCGACGAUAUAGGCAGGUAUCUGCGGGCUUUAGUAUCGACGGCUGAAACAAAAGAAACCCUAUCUCAGAAUUUAAUUGAUGGCUUAGUCAGAUCUAAACAGAAGAUAGAUAAAGACCAAGGACUUGACCCUGAGCUUACGGAGGAUGAAAUACUUGGGAAUCUGUUCGUAUUCACAAUCGCAGGGCAUGAAACCACUGCUGUUUCUCUUCGGUUUGCUCUUGUGCUCCUUGCUCUCAAUCAAGAUGCACAAGAGUAUCUGUACGAGGGAAUUCGAGAAGCAACAUAUGACGAGCCUCGUAACCCUGUCGAGUGGGAUUAUAGACGGGUUUACCCAAAGCUCGUUAGCCCCUUGUGCGUAAUGCUUGAGACACUUCGGAUGUAUCCUCCAGUGUCAGGCAUUCCCCGGUGGACGGGAGACUCCGCAGUCAAUAUCACGUACCAUAACCAGCCUUACCUUCUUCCGCCGCAUGUUUACGUCAAUGUCAAUGCCAGUGGGCUUCAUUAUUCCGAAGAGUACUGGGGCCCAGAUGCAGCUGUCUUCCUCGCGAAGAAUAAGGAAGGUGGUCUGUCCGGACCAGGGUUGGAAUACGACACAAUCCAUAAGCCAGUACGAGGCUCAUAUAUCCCUUUCAGCGACGGCUUCCGAUCGUGUAUAGGCAAGAAAUUUGCUCAAGUUGAGUUUGUAGUUGCCAUGGCCAUCAUCUUUCGUGAGUAUCGCGUUAUGUUGGCGAAAUCCAAUGAGCGUGAGACCGAGGACGAUCUGCGUCGGAGGGCGGAGAAAGCUUUAGGGGAAAGUACUGCGUUUAUCACGCUGUCGAUGCGUGAUGAAGUACCGCUGUUGUUCCAGAAACGGUGCGUUAGCAAGGCUUGA
This is a messenger RNA of Aspergillus oryzae RIB40, 1791 nucleotides long. Its product is annotated as cytochrome P450. Lineage: Eukaryota; Fungi; Ascomycota; Eurotiomycetes; Eurotiales; Aspergillaceae. Gene Ontology annotation, molecular function: heme binding; oxidoreductase activity, acting on paired donors, with incorporation or reduction of molecular oxygen; iron ion binding. The transcript is spliced from 5 exons. The record is from RefSeq and is a predicted model, not a curated record. The coding region runs from base 1 to 1791 and encodes 596 amino acids.